AUGUCUCUUACAAUUGAUAAGCUGUAUGAGCUGCAUAGAUCAUUGUCUCAUCCGGGCAUGACUUGUAUGACACAUUUCGUUAAAAGUCGAAAUCUACCCUUUUCAGUAGAGGAUGUAAAGUGCAUGACACAAGCUUGUAAGGAAUGUCAAGAGUGUAAACCAGAAUACCAUUCUCCGGAGCCUUCACACUUGAUAAAAGCUACUCAACCUUUUGAAAGACUGAACAUAGACUUUAAAGGUCCCGUGCCCAGUGAUAAUCGAUGUCGAUUUCUGUUAACUAUCAUUGAUGAGUAUUCUAGAUUUCCCUUCACAUUCCCAUGUGAAGAUGUUAGUGCUCGAACCAUAUAA
This is a messenger RNA of Paramuricea clavata, 348 nucleotides long. NCBI's taxonomy places the organism in Eukaryota, Metazoa, Cnidaria, Anthozoa, Malacalcyonacea, Plexauridae. The record is from the annotation of a GenBank genome assembly.